Penicillium cataractarum is the source of this 585-nucleotide messenger RNA. RefSeq lists its product as uncharacterized. Lineage: Eukaryota; Fungi; Ascomycota; Eurotiomycetes; Eurotiales; Aspergillaceae. The coding region runs from base 1 to 585 and encodes 194 amino acids. The record is from RefSeq and is a predicted model, not a curated record. The transcript has 2 exons.
AUGUCUAUAUCCACGCCGAAGGAGAUGGCUCGCACGGCAUCUACACCGGAGGUGGCACCAUCUACGGGGAGGACUUGGAAAUUUACACCUACGGCGGCCACGGAAGUGCCAUUGCCACCGAUUCAGGCGGUGGUCUCAUCGUCGUCGAAGAUUCCUCUGUAUACACCCAUUACAUCUGGUACACAGAACAACGGCGUUUUCCAAAUUGUCAGUACCUCAUCUUCUAGUAAUACCGACGACACCGCCUACGCCUAUGUUACUGGCGGAUCUGUCGCGGAGACUUAUGGCACGUACGGCUUGAUCUUCGUGGCAAAUAUCCAAGCCUAUGUGUAUCUCACUGAUGUCGAUGUGAACAUCACCGCUAGCAGUGACUGGGGUACUAGUGGCAGCAAUGGUGGCAUUGCUUACAUCUACUUGGAGGAUCUCACUGUGGAAGGUGACAUUUAUGUCGACGACUAUAGCGAGGUGUAUGUUUAUUUGGUUGGAUCGACUUGGACGGGAGCUAUCAACCCAUUGGAUUCUUCGGGGACAUACUCUGUUUCUCUGGACUCCAGCAGUACCUGGACUGAGACCAAUGUGUCUUAA